UAAUAUUCCUUUGGAAAAAUAUUCCAUAAUUAACUUAGUAAGCCCUUUAAUAAUGAACAGAUAGAUUAUCUCUAAUUAUUUGCCAUUACGAACAAUACUGCAACAAAUAAGCUCACACAGACAUCAUUUCUGUGUGACCAUCAUUUCUGUGACCAUACAUCUGUUGGAUAAAUUUCCAGACAUGGAAUUGUCAGGUAAAAAGAAAAAGACAUUUAUAAUUUGAAAGAUGUUGCCAAAUUGUCCUUUCUCCUUUUCACUUCUGCCUUACAGAUAUUAUGCAAAUUCCCCUUGUGGCCAACCCUAAUCUGGAAGCCUGCAGAGAAUGGGGUUUGGGAAGAAGUGGUUCCAUUCAUCUAGUUGGCCAGAAUUUUAAAAUAAUUAAAACAUUACUUUUGAUUAUUAAAGUUUUUUCUAUAUUUUGAGUUAUCCUUGUACUACUACUAUUAAAUUCUCCAUUUCCCCAAUAACUUUGUGGCCUAAUACUUCAUUUAAAAUUUUGAUCCAUUUAGAAUUUAUUUUUGCAAAAUAUAUGAGGUAUAUAUAUGACUUAUAGUUUUCCAACAUAGCUGUAUUAUUGCCCUCAUAAGCACUUAUUGAAUAAUACUUUCUCCCAUUCCUUUAAGAUGCUGCUUGAACUAUAUACUAAAUUUCUAUAUUAGUUUCGGUCUAUUCCUUGACUUUUCAGUUUUUUCAAGCUUAUAAGAUGUUACUUUUUUAGCCUUAUACGGGUGUAAUUAACAAGUAAAACUGUCAAAGUAUAACAUGAUCAUUUGAUAUAUGUUUACAUGGUGAAAGGAUUCCCAUGUGGCUGAGAAUGUUGUAGCAAAUGUAGUGAGUUAACACGUGUGGUGUGGACUGGAUGGUGGGAAAGUCCUUACUUGGAAACGGAGAACUUAGCAGAGGGCUCAGGACAUAGAAAGAAGUCUAUUUCUUCUUUUUUAAUAUAUUGAGAGGAAUUAUUCCUUAUCUCCUUGGAUAUUUCCUUGCAGGAACUAAUGCAGACACAACCUGGGGCCAAUGGAACAGCUGUUACUGAGUUCAUCCUGCUGGGCUUGGUGGAGACGCCAGGGCUGCGACCAGUUGUCUUUGCACUCUUCCUCUUUGCCUACCUUGUCACAGUCGGGGGAAACCUCAGCAUCCUGGCAGCCAUCUUGGUGGAGCCCAAACUCCACACCCCCAUGUACUUCUUCCUGGGGAACCUGUCAGUGCUGGACAUUGGGUGCAUCACCGUCACCGUUCCCUCGAUGUUGGGUCGUCUCUUGUCCCACAAGCGCACAGUUCCCUAUGCAGCCUGCCUCUCACAGCUUUUCUUCUUCCAUCAGCUGGCUGGUGUGGACUGCUUCUUGUUGACCGCCAUGGCCUAUGACCGAUUCCUGGCCAUUUGCCGACCCCUCACUUACAGCACCCGCAUGAGCCAGACGGUCCAGAGGAUACUGGUGGCUGUGUCCUGGGCUUGUGCCUUCUCAAAUGCACUGACCCACACUGUAGCCAUAUCCACACUCAACUUCUGUGGUCCCAAUGUGAUCAACCACUUCUACUGUGACCUCCCGCAGCUCUUCCAGCUCUCCUGCUCCAGCACCCAGCUCAACGAGCUGCUGCUCUUUGGCGUGGGUUUCAUGAUGGCAGGUACCCCCCUGGCUCUUGUUGUCACCUCCUACAUCCAUGUGGCUGUUGCGGUUCUACGAAUUCGCUCAGUGGAGGGCAGGAAGAAAGCCUUCUCCACAUGUGGCUCCCAUCUCACUGUGGUUGCCAUAUUCUAUGGUUCAGGUAUCUUUAACUACAUGCGACUAGGUUCAGCCAAGCUUUCAGACAAGGAUAAAGCUGUUGGAAUUUUUAACACUGUAGCCAAUCCCAUGCUGAAUCCAAUCAUCUACAGUCUCAGGAACCCUGACGUUCAGGGUGCCCUCUGGCGGGUGAUCAAGGGGAGGUGGUCACUGGUGUGAUGAGGUCUUGUGUCAAUUUCUCCGUUUCCCUUUUUGGACUAAAGGAAUAAUUCUCUGGGACCAGUAAUUGGGACAAAUGGUCCAGAACCUUCUCUAUCUCCCUGAGCUUUUGGAUUUUUGGUAGGGGAUAAUAUCCAUAGGAGCCCUACCCAAUAUAGGCAAUGGACAGGUAGGUUCUGUCAGGUCAGUCUCCUUGACAAAUUACAACUUAAGUCACUGUACACUGCUUUUCUGGGUGGAAGUGAAACCCAGGAAGCCUGGAACGCCUUCAGGUGCAUAUCUCAUAAGGAAUAACUCUUUCGUUGCUUAUAGCAAGAAUAUCCCAGUAACUUCUCAGGUGGUCAUAUGACUUCUUCAAGUUCAGGAAUGGUUAAUCUUUUACAAAACAUAGGCCUAGAGAUCAGGAUAACUCUGUUUCUCCCAUCAGACUUCUACAAGCCAAACAAAGCAGCUCAUUUCUCUCCUAUCACACAAGAUAUCAAUACCACAGGAUAUAGAGGGAACAGAUGAGAAACUGUAUGGUCAUGUAUUCUUGAGUAACUCGGGAAAGCAUGACACCUCUGUGAAGAUUUUUACAACUUAAACUUUUUCUUUUUUUUAGUUUCAAACCUGUAGCAAAUAUGAUCAUUCUCAAAAUACAAGG
Odocoileus virginianus texanus is the source of this 2586-nucleotide messenger RNA. Its product is annotated as olfactory receptor 3A1. The record is from RefSeq and is a predicted model, not a curated record. NCBI's taxonomy places the organism in Eukaryota, Metazoa, Chordata, Mammalia, Artiodactyla, Cervidae. Gene Ontology annotation, biological process: G protein-coupled receptor signaling pathway. Gene Ontology annotation, molecular function: olfactory receptor activity; odorant binding; G protein-coupled receptor activity. Gene Ontology annotation, cellular component: membrane.